GAGCCCGAUUCCCUGAUUAUUUUGCCCGUACACUCCUUACAAUCAUUCACGCCGUUCUCCCUCCCCAACUCUGACGCUGCUGCUAACAACGCCCGUCAUCCGACGCUCUCACCUGAUUUUCGUAAUUUAUUUUAUGCUUGUAUGGAAUUGAAUUAUGACUGCUGCUUAGAUUUUAAUUUCUUGUUGUAGGGGAAUUUUUGAUUUACUCAUAAUUUUUGUUGCUGCAAUUUAAUAUGUCAAUUUUAUUGCUGCUUACUAGGCUUAGUAUCUCGUAACUGUUCAUAUGAACAUAUUUCCAUGCAAAAGUGUUGUCUAUGAAGAAACUAAUUAUGAAUUAUCUGUUCGCAACUGUUUCAAUUAGCGGAAUACCUAUGGACCUUGGUUUCCCGGCUCAGAUGUUUGUAGGGAACAGAAGGUUUGUUUUUUCUUCGUGCUGCAUCGUCUUCUACAUUGUUGUUAUCUAUUUUUUGAUGUUUUAAUAUGAUCAUAUCUUUGUACUCUGAAAUCUUUGUAAAGAUUAUGAAAAUGUUAGAAUAAGGUCUGACGUUCUUUUUCGGACACUCAUUGUUUCUGUUAGAACAAAAUAAUUCACAAAAAUGUUGGUCUGUCUUCGUCUGAGACUAGAUAUUUCUCAAUGACUCAGGGAAGUUACUCCACUUGAAUUACUAUUUUUGAUUCAGGGUAAUUACUCCACGUUAAAAGUCAUCCUUUGUGUCACAAGUCCUCAUUUUUGAAAUAUGUGGCUUGUGAGUUGUACUUACAACUCACUAGCCAAGCCACAUGUUUAGGUAAAUCACUUCCUAUUGUUGAUUUCCUUUCAAAGUUUUUAUCUCUUAGAACUAGAGAGAAAUGAGUGGAGGAAAGGUUGUUUGUGUAACAGGUGCAUCUGGUUGUACGGCUUCAUGGCUAAUCAAAUUCUUGCUCCAAAGUGGUUAUACUGUUAAUGCCACCGUUCGUGAUCCAAAUGAUCCGACAAAAACUGCACACUUACUUGAACUUGAUGGAGCCAGUGAAAGACUGGGUUUCUUCAAAGCUGAUUUAAUGGAAGAAGGCUCUUUUGAUGCUGCAGUUCAUGGGUGUGAAGGUGUUUUCCAUACAGCUUGCCCCGUCUCAUUGUCGCCUAUUGACCCGCAGACAGAGUUAAUUGAUCCUGCAGUAAGGGGGACGCUUAAUGUUCUUACAUCUUGCGCAAAAGUUCAUACUAUCCGGAGAGUGAUUCUAACAUCUUCCUUUGUAACUGUUCCAUACGAUGGGAAACCUAUCCCUCCUGAGACAGUAUUUGAUGAGACUUGGUUUUCAGACCCAGAUGUUUGCAAGGAACGAAAGCUUUGGUUUCAACUUGCGAAAACAUUAGCAGAGCAGGCUGCUUGGAAAUUCGCAGAAGACAACAGAAUAGAUUUGGUUACAAUAAAUCCAGGGCUUGUUCUCGGACCUCUUCUGCAUUCAACUUGUAGUUACUCUGUGGGGAUUAUUCUGAAAAUUAUAAAUGGAGCGAAAGAGUAUCCGGAUGCAUAUUUUAAACCUGUGGAUGUAAGAGAUGUGGCUAAUGCACAUAUUAAAGCUUUUGAGAUUUCUUCAGCUAGCGGGAGAUAUUGUUUAGUUGAAAGAGAGAGUCACUGCUCUGAGGUUCUUGAGAUUGUUCAUCAACAUUACCCUACCUUGGACCUCCCUCAAAAGUGCAUCCCUGGAAUGAGUUUUUUGGUGAAGUAUGGAGUAUCUAAGGAAAGGGCAAAUACUUUAGGUAUUGAUUUUAUUCCUUUAGAUGUGACUCUCAAGGAUACUAUUGAAAGCUUGGAGGAGAAGGGAUUUAUAACAAUUUGAUGUUGGCUAUUGAUUUUUUUUUUCUGUGACGAGAAAUUAAUAUGGCACGGGAGUCCUUUCGACCCUGUGAACCAGAUAAUUUUUAAAUUUACUUAUAUAGUUUGAUAUUUUAAUUUGAUAUAUAUGCGCAAUCUAUUGUUUUUUUAA
Messenger RNA from Mercurialis annua (annual mercury), 1968 nucleotides. RefSeq names its product phenylacetaldehyde reductase-like. The record is from RefSeq and is a predicted model, not a curated record. Bases 850 to 1821 code for a protein of 323 amino acids. The transcript is spliced from 6 exons. Gene Ontology annotation, molecular function: oxidoreductase activity, acting on the CH-OH group of donors, NAD or NADP as acceptor. Lineage: Eukaryota; Viridiplantae; Streptophyta; Magnoliopsida; Malpighiales; Euphorbiaceae.